AUGUCGUCUUCCACCUCGUCAUGCCUUGACGUCGAUGAGACUACGCCCGCCGUUAUUGAAUGGGAACACGAUGGCGCAACCCAUUGUUUCUCGAAGCCCGAUCCAAAGAUCGACAGCAUCAUGCUACGAAUUUACCUGAGCGGAUUGUGCGCAACUAUCGAGCUGAGAUUUCCGAUGAACUUGAAAGGAGUCGAGGGCAUCUCAAAUGUUGCUAUCUCCAUCGAUCCCUCUUCCAUCACAUCGUUCGACUUCGCUUUUGCUUCAACGGCACCGGGAGCGGUACAAGAGAAGUUCAAGUGCCCCGUUGCACGUCUGAAGUUCCAAACAAACAAGAACGUUCGGCUCUUUGUUCCCACCGCUGCCAAAGAGCCGUUGGCCCCCAGCCGAACACAGUCAGGCAAGGUCUUGGAUGCUCUUCGUAUGCUCUCUGCCGCAACCUCAUUCAGUAUUCACGUCGAUGCUACAAAAUUUUCCAAAGCCGAGCUUCAGUCCAUCAGCGACGCCGUGAAACAAACUCGCUUUGCGUCUUCCCACGACAAGCAUCCUUCUGCAAACACUGAGACCAAGGUCAUCGAUCUCUCCCCGCAAGACGACGCACCGCCGGCCUAUGACGAGACUGGGUCUCCACCGCCAGCUCCCCCAAUCAAUGAGAGAAAGCGCCGCCGCAUUAGCAGCCCGGACGAGGCACGAGACGAACUUGCUCAAAUUUGGGCCGAGCUCAAGGCGCGGAGUGAAAGGGAUCGACUCGUUCACCAGGAACUCUCUGCCUUGAGACAAGAGAACAGCAACCUCAGAACAGAUCUCGAUCAGCUACGACAGCAAGUCACGACUUUUCGCGAGGAUUUUAGCUCCCUGCAGCGUGAUGUGGAACAGCUCCAAGGCCAGGACAAACACAGUGCUGAUGUUCUGGAAGGCUACGAUACGCGCCUGGUCGAGCUACGAGACGAUCUAGAGGAUCUGGAUGCCAAGGUGGAUUCCAUCCAGGUGCACAGAGACGAAAAUGGAGUAGCGCAGUCAUUCCUCGACAAAGUUCGCAGUGAUGUGUACGAAGAUAUCGUUACACGUCUUACAAGUUGA
Molecule: messenger RNA, 1077 nt
Organism: Fusarium mangiferae
Lineage: Eukaryota; Fungi; Ascomycota; Sordariomycetes; Hypocreales; Nectriaceae
Exons: 1
Coding region: 1-1077 (358 amino acids)
Source: RefSeq, a predicted model, not a curated record